AUGGACGUGGCACUCCUGACGAUGGAUGAAAGCAACCAGACGACGAGCGCUUCUGCCAAUCAGAACGGGAGCAGAGGUUUGAACUUGACUUGAUUGUCACUGAAAACGGAGGAUAUUUCAGAGACGUGCUCCCCGAUGAUUCCCGAUUCUACAGAGCUCAUGAGAAUGCUCACAGAUCCUUCUUCUCAGAUGUUUGGUAAGUGUCGAAUGUGUUUCAGUCCAUUUAUUUCUCUUUUUGACAGGUGGGGAAAGUGCGAAGUGCCAAUUGGAACGCAUUUUCGCUGCCGCCAGCAAUGGAUUCGAUGAUCAGAGUAUGGCAAAUGGUGGAGGAUUCGCAUUCGAUCCGUCAACUUUUGGCUUAGCAGAUUUAUCAUCAUUCGCCUCGCUUCGCAACUCUUCAAAAACGCUGAAAUGUCCGAAGUGCAACUGGCACUAUAAGUACCAAGAGACACUGGAAAUCCACAUGAAAGAGAAGCACAACGACGUCGAUGUGAGUUCCACGUCUCUGGAACCGUGUUUGUUCUCGAGAAAUAAAUAGACAAAUGCUUUUUCUGAAAAUUUCUCUUCUUUUCUUUUCUUUCUUUUCUGUGAAUCUCAGUCCUGAAUCUCAAAAACUGAAAUUUCUCAGUCAUUUUCGCAUUUUAUGUGCCGUCUCUGUGCUCAAAAUAUCCUCCUCUGUGUGCUGAACAAUCGUGAGGCAACUGCUUUUUGAUUAUGUCAACCGUUUUCUCAAUAGUUUUUAUAAAAGCGCGUAAACAAGUAAACAACACGUGUACUUCUCGUGGAAUACUCUUCUCCUGGGCGAAAUUCUCCGUUUAUUUUCCGCAGUUGGAAAAAUUUAUCGAAUUUAUCGACACAGUGCUCUGAACAAAUGCCAUUUCUCGAUUUAAUAUAACUCUUGGGGUGUUCGCCACUCUGUUUGUAUCUUUGUUUGUUUGCUUGUUGAAUGAGUCCAUGACAUCUCCUCGAGUACUUAUAACAACCAUAUUUAAAAAAAAAACAUCGGGAAACAAGAAACUUAUCGAGAAGUUUUCGAGAAAACACAGCUCUGGAACUCUAAUAAUAUUAUUUUCCAGGUUAAAUGCAUCUACUGCGUCGAGAACAGGCCGCAUCCGAAGCUGGCUCGCGGAGAGACCUACUCCUGCGGAUACAAACCGUACCGAUGCGAUCUGUGUCGAUAUAGCACCACAACAAAAGGGAAUUUGAGCAUUCACAUGCAAAGUGACAAACAUCUUCACGCAGUCCAAGAACUUCCGAAUAGCAUUGGUAAAUCAAGAGACUAUUUGGAACGCAAUUCAUUAGUUUUUAGAGUUUGCCGCUAAUUUUGGAUGUGCUCCAGUCAGCAGAAGCAGUCCGAUCGAAGAGACCGAUGGAUCCCUGGUCUGUCUGAUCUGUGGGAUCUUCGCGACGGAAUCGAUUCCUGAAAUGUUGGAGCACGUGGAAAAGGAUCGUUCGCGGACGUUCCAAGGAGACGUCACAGUGCUGAACGGCAAUUUCCGAUGUCAUCUGUGUCCGUACAACACGACACUGAAGGCGAAUUUCCAGUUGCACACCCGAACGGACAAGCACCUUCAAAAAGUGCAGACGGUCAGUUUACUCGUUCUUUCCCCCAACUCCUCCGUCAUUUGCCGCCUUUCUUAAUGUUUGCUGUAGCACUAUAAAAGAAUCUCGAGGGAGGAUUCUGACUGAUUCUGGCGAAACUGCCAAUUCAUUCAUUUCCCGUCAAUUCAGCCCAUUUUCACGAAAAGAACGACGACCGACCGAUUAAUUCCGUCCGUGUUUCUCACCGCCUUCCUCCCCUUCUCGCUCCUCCUGCACCGUCCUUCUCGCUUGUAUGCGCUCCGAUUUGCAUGCGUCCCGACGACGACCCAACAUACAUAAAUUCAUGAUUUAAUAGUAUAAUGAGUAAUAUUUGCUCAAGCCUGUGCCCGCUCACUCCCCUUCGCCGCCUGGCGCCUCAUCGACGCGCGACCGCCAAGCCAGAUAUUCUCGGUUACAAAAGUAUCCGACGGAGAAGUCAGGUCACUUUUUUGAGUUGGCAACUGUUUGGAAAUAGAGAAAACAAAACAGAAAGACGGACGAACUGGAAUAGAAUUUGUUCAAGAGGUUUUUGAGAGCCAGCGGAGAGAGGGAGGAGCUCUUCAUCUCUAGAUGAACGAAACGGUGUACUUUUUGGGAUUGAAAGUUUUCUGCCACGAAUCUGAGCUCUCCAAACAACAAUGUUUUCAUCGGCACCGUCCUCCUUUUUUCCUUUGGGAGACUCACGGGAGCAUUCUAGAACCAGUCCGUUUUGCAGUUGCCUCGCACAUGAUUCGACCGCCCAUUAAGGGUCUCUUUUGUUCGUUUUCCCCUCCACUGUUUCCCCAAUUUCUUCUCGAAUUCGAAUCCACACUUGUUUCUUGCCCUCUUCUUCCAUUUUCCCAAUCCAAUUAGUUACGGGAACUGUACCCGAUGGGUUGGCGUGACGACGGUGGAGGCGAAUGAGGAGAAGAAGGAAGGUGGCCGAUUCUCGCGAUCAAUUGCAGUGAACAAAACAAAAAUGUCAAUUUGAAUAAAUAAGCGCAGUGAUGCACAGCACGACUUCUCCCUCUCCGAUCAACCUUCUUCCCCCAGAAGAGGGUGCCCGUCCAUCUAUUAAACGAUUAAGAGGAGGAGGAUCCUCGUUUUCACUUAACUGUUUCCCCCUCUCUUUCUCUCUCUCUCUCUCUUUCUCAGUUUUUGCAUUUACACCAAUAAACCUUGCCAAAGGUCGAGUAUUUCCACGAUGCCGCCUGUUAUGAGGAGGCCGGGAACGCGUCGAGAGACUGAGAGAAGCGUGCCCAAUUAGAUGGGCGGGGCGCGUGCCCCCGUCGAUUGGCUGAUGAGUUGCGACUCCGCCCCGAUUUCGGAACACGAUUGCAUUGCACACAGACACCAAUUAUCGCUUAUUGACAGACGGUCGUUGAAUUGAAAUUCUUUCACUCUUCCGCCUCCCGAACUGCCGCUUCCUGUACUCACUCUCCCUCCCUCACUUUUCCUCUUCAAGUAUCGAUUCCAACCUCAUCUGUCCGUCGCCGCUGUCGUCAUCGCCUCGUUUCAUUAUUUCAUACACCUGUUACCACUUAAUUCGCCUAUUAUCCUCCUCAUUACCUUCAUUUUUGCGGACGACGUCAACUGGCGCCGAAAUGAGAGAAGGGGAGCGCGGGGAACCACACGCACACGACGACGACGACGUUUCCCCCGAUCAUUUUCUCCUAUUCAUCUAAUCCUAACCGUCGUAUUUCAACCAAACCUCCUCAUUUCUAUUCUUCGUGUCUCGAAGCAUCAUCCUCAAGGCUUCUCUGUCGGUUGACGUGGCACCGUGUCCUAAGUUCCUCGUCUCAUAGUUCGGAAGUAGGCUGCUUGCGGAGCCCAUUACGAUUGCUCAUCGAGUCGUUUCCGGUUCUCGAUCGGCCCGUCCUCCAGCUCUUCCGUAGCCCAUAAACUCAGCCAGUCCUUUUCAUCCAAUUUGCAUCCAAUUUUGAGCGACGAUUAAUAGGUAUUUUUGCCCUCUUCCUUCUCCUCCUCCUCCAGCAUUUCCCCUCAACCAUUUCUUCUCGCGCACUCGGCCCACUUGACCAUAAUACGACCCUUUCCCCCGUCGUGCCUUUCUCUUUUCUGUCACUCCAUUCACACUUCAUGCCAAUGAUAUUAUGCCCGACCAUGGCCCCUAAUCCCUGUCCACACACAAAGAAAACGAUAGUUGCAGGCGAACCAUCUCCGCGAAGGAGCCCGCCCUCACACGGCCAUCUACCGUCUGUCGAGCACCAAGACCAGCGUGCAAGUGCUUUGUCGUCAGUGUCAGGAAGUGAUUUCGAGCAGCGAAUUGCUCCGCGAGCACCGCCAUUUCCCGUGCGCCCUUCUUGCCGCCGCCAAGCCGUUCUGGCGAUGCAAGCUCUGUAAUCAGGAUUUCGAGUCCGCCCCGCUCGCAGCAGGCAAGUGUCCUUUGUGUCCUUUCGCGCAACCCACUUGUACCUCUAAUUACGGUCAACAAGUUUGCGGGUUUAGUUUAGUGAAUGAAUACGGGCGACGUGUGGUUGGUUGCUGACAGACAGCCCUCGAACUGCCCCCUAAUCCUUGCAUUUCAUUAUUGAGUCUAACGAUAGGUGUCGCAGAUUCGGAAGGAAGGAGAGGUCCGGCCUUGACAGCGGUUUAUAUUCAUUUCAUUUGACACCUCCCACUCGCCGACUCGACGACCCAUUCAUGUUUUUCGCAUUUUGUUAAUAAAGCCGCUGCUGGCGCCACCACAGUCGUCUUUAGUUCACCAAAAACAGCCAUUGAUGCGUAUCGGAAUUAUAAUCGCGCAUUUAUUGUAGGACACAUGACUUGCCACGAGCCGUCCACUUGGCCCAACGAAACACUCGGUAAGUCGUCAUCAAUUCAUUCCUCUCAAACCAUCCCAUACUUCUGAUUCUCGUCUCUUCCAGCUGUUUGUUGAAAACGCGCUUUCCAAACUUUGAAAAAUGGCGGAGCAAUAUGCUAGAUUAGUCAAACAUUUGCACCUUUCUCCCAUGGGGGCCACAGUAGUAACAAGUUGAUGAAUCGCCCUCGGAGCGCCGACGAUUCGGAGCUCCCGGAGAAAGAGCCCCUAAUUUGAUAGUUGUAUAUAUGUACACGUGCUUGCCGUCCGAUCCAAUCCAAUCAUAUUUUGUUUUGUCUAAUCUCUCGCUUGCCAAUCAGGCUCCCAGAGCCCGUCCGUCAUCGAGUUCCGCAAUUAGCCGCCUAUUCUCCUUAUUCGGGGCUUUGCUUGCGUUGCGAAUUCCUCAAUUCGCCCACUCGUUUCAACUAAUCAUUAUCUGGUGCCAACAGAAAUGAUGCGGAAGAAGAGCACGGUUUGCGAGGCGGGGCGUGCAAUGGACAGGAAAAGACAAAGUGUAAGAUGACACCUGGCAAACGAGAGGCAUCCGGGCGCCAUCCGGGAUCCCGACGGGCAGAUCGCCGCGCAAAAACAGUACAAACAGCCGAGUAUAUACAUUUAUUUUUUAUUUGAAAGCGAGACGUUGUCAAUAUUCGCUCGGUGGUCUCUCUGAGUAUCUCGGUCUCUCGUCCUCUCGCCCAGUUGUGUGAUGAAUCAAGAUAUUUUUGGGAAGAGGGACCGGCCAUCGCCCUCCGAAACAACAUUUGCAUUUUGUACAUCAACUUCAUUGAUAUAAUUGUUUGAACACACAACAUACAAUUGAAACUUUGACUGUGGGAAAUGAAGAGAGGAAAGCGAACAAAGCUGUUAAAAUCGACACCUUUUUAGUACAGUCAAUAAAUGUGUCACUCUCGAAAGAAAAGCUAUUCUCCGGCAUAAAUUCUCGCACAUUUCUUUCCUUUCUUUGAUAUUGAUUACGGUACUUAGCGAAGCCCAAUCGAUGAAUUUCAUUCAAUGUCACACCUUCUGACUUCUGAAUCAAACUGGUUUUCGUCGUUAGUCCUAAGAGAACAGUCUACUGAGAAUGGCCCCGCCAACCUAUUCAUGAGAAUUUACUUCGAGAGCCCAUAUCUAUCGAAGCCGUUUAUCUAAAUGCUCAUCAACCGAGGCAAUUUCCAAAAAUAUUGCGCGCGGCGGACCCACGAAGCUAAAGAAGGAAGAAGUUGGUGGUGUGACGGGUGUGCCGGGAUGCUCAUGCUCAUCUCGAGCUGCCAAUCUUGCACAUUAAGCAAUUGGCUCAUUGGCAUGCUCCUUCUUCUUGUCCUCUGGGCCUCCGACGGCGAGCACGGCCCGUCGCGAGCAUCCCGUCGUCCGUUUGAUAUCUGCUCCCGGGGGACGGACGGGCGCACCAAUCGGCGCCGCCCAACGCGUGCCGCCAGCAAUCUGCCCGACACCCAGCCGCCGGACCAACUUUCUAAUGUAAUGGGCCGGAAUUAGGAGAAGAACAAACGAAGGAGGGGAGGAGAGAAGAAGCGACGACGAACUGAUUUGGUGGUGCUUCUUUCUGCCACAAGAGCAGCUCGUUUUGUUUUCUUGUGAGACUCUGUCGGACUGCUCGGCGCCGCUAGUUAGUGGUUAAACGAAUCAGCCAAAUGUGAUAGAUGUCCCGCCAAUUUCGCUUUUCUGAUUUUCGCAUUCAUUUUUCGCUUCGCUUUACAUUCUCCGAUUGGUGCCAAGCACGCUUUCUCUUUCAUUAUUCCGCCUCGCUGCCACGCGACGAACUACUGAAUUUACCAGAAAACGGACCGAGUACACACUAAAUUUAGGAUGUUCAGAUACGACUGUUAUCAGUCCGAUUCAGACUCAAAUACCAGCAGACACCUCGGAGACACCAAGGAUUGUUCUUUCCCAAACAGGAAACCUCGGUGGCUGUCAUCAAUAAUCACAGCUCGCACAUUGAACAUUUCUAUUUUCCCAAAUUUCAACAUUUCUCGUUCUUAUGUUUUGAUUUCAAUCGUCAUCAUGAGCGCGUCAUGCCUGUCACUACAUAUCGGUUCUUCGAGCCGUCGUUUCGUUCAGUUCCCUUCUCCGAUGGGCGCCAAUUAUUCUGUCGAAUGCCUUCUCAAGCGACAGUCUAUAGUCAACACAUAAUAAUUAUUAUAUGAGCCACGGCUCUCGGCUGUCUGUUUGAAGUCGGCCGCUGCGUCUUCUCGCACACUUCUUCCCAUAAUUACCAUUUGUAAGGCGCCGGUCCCUUUUUCAAGUGUGCCGUGCUUGACGCGUUUCCUGCCGCUCUCUUCGGCCGGUACGCCAUCUCUCUUCUCGUUUUCACAAUAAUCAUAAUCAUCAAGUUGGACACCAAAAAAGCCAUAAAUUCGAUUCCGGUCGAACGAGAGAAACGAGAGAAGAGGACGAACGAGAUGGUCGCCCGACGCGCUCCUCAUUCCUCUAUUUAUUUACAGCUCUCUUUCGUUUCCGACCCCCUCCAUCUCAAUUCCCUUCUACAGUAUUCGGGAUGAUGAUAGCGCGCAAACAGCGAAAUGAAGCCCCUCCCACUGUCGCGCGAUGAAUCAAUGGCACUAACAAAUUAGUCAUUGCGCUUCUCCUUAACAGUUUGUUCUCGAGCCUUGCUCCGCCCCCAAGAGAUACGCAUCCAAUACUCUUUUCCUUCAGUUCCCCAUUUGUUUCCAUCCUCUUUCAUCUUUUUUGGUUUCCUAUAAUUUCAUAGACUUCUUUUCAGAUUUCAAAGUGAUGGAAGACGCGGCGUACGCAUGUGCUGGCUGCGACUUUACCACAAGUGAGUUUCCGAGACACUCGGAAGUGCUGCACAGGAAGGCGAGACUGUCUGUUGACCCAGCCCCCUUAUCUUAUCAGCUCUUUUCGAGAGUAAUCAGAGCUUCUUCGCGCCUUUCCCACCCUGAAUUCCCACGUAGAUCGCCCCCAAUUGUCUCCGUCUCAUUAUGUUCGUCCGCCCUCUGGUGCCAUUCUCUCACAUACAACACUGGGUAAUACCGAUCACAAUUCCCUGCAAUUUGACUCAUUAAUAGCCCUCUGACAAUCGUCUUCCUCCCCUCUGGCGUCCCUGUCUACCAACCUACCCCUACCUCUACCUUUGCCGCAUUUAAUUGGCAACUAAUUCUGCGCACGCGGACGGACGGCUCAAACGAUGCGCGUCGCGCCAACGUCGUCGAAGGAUGCCGCUGACUGCGUGCGACCGAGACCCGACCGGUUUUCUGCCCCCGGUGUCUGCCCACUGUUUCGCUAAUUUAUUUGGUAGCGUUGACUAUACAUCAUUUCGAUUUGAGAGGGGGCGGAUGGGUGUGCAUUUAAAAAUAAUUAUAGAGUUGCACUGACACUCUGAUCCGAUGUGCUACGCGGUGGUAUCCCCUCAUCAUUGAAAAUGGCUUCUGCAGAAGCAGCAGCAGCAGAUCCAAUAACUUUUGCUCGGCCGCUCCGCGAUGCAGUUUCUAUGUUCUGCGCUUCUCGAUCUGUCCCUCCUCUCUUUGAUAUUUACCGCGUUUCGGCACUAAUUUCGCGCCCGGACCGGCACGGCGGCUCCCUUUCAUCUUUUGUGAUGCCUAAUCGACCGCGAGCCAUUUCAUUAUGAAAUGAUAAUAAUAAUUAUUAUAUGCGGGCGAAAAAGAAAAGAAAACGACAGAGGAGGAGGCGGAGGAGAGAAGUGUGCUCCAUCCGGGAAUCAGGCCCGAUAACAGCACGGACUGAUAGCGGCACGAGGACGCCGUCGGGUCCUUUGAGUAACUGAUAGCCGUGUUCCCUGUGCUGAACACUAAAAUAACAUAGAUUGCCUUAAACACACCUUAAACAAAUUACUGCAGUCGCACCCAUUCCAUUCAAACCAUUCAACUUUUUGCAGAAGACGUGUCGGAUUUCGAAGAGCACGCCAAGCUACACGAGGAAGAGGCGUCCGGCGAGGGAGCUUCUUCUUCCCAGAGGGCGUGUGCACUCUGCCUCGAACCGACCUCCGACCUCGAGAAGCACCUUAUCGAGCAGCAUCGCAUUGCAGAAAGCGCUAUCGAAAAGUUCCUGCUCGCCGAGCGGACUGCCAAGUAAGUAUUCCUUCCACCUCCCGCUGCUCCCUUUUUCUCCACUUCCGCACUCGCAUUUCCUGUCGCGAACCAUAAAAUCAUGCUUGCUUCGGAGGCGCAAGUUGAUGAUCAGAAACAAUGAUUAAGGUACGGUAGGUUUGCAAAGGCGCUCCUCUCUGCGUCUCUCCAGCCUUCCGUCCUCUCUGGCUCGCAAUUAGUACAAGUGGAGAGAGAGAGAGAGAGAGGUACGAUCCGAUUUUGCAUAUUUUAUGCACGCCGCCUUUUCGAAGUUGUUUACUCUCUCGAAUUUGUAUUGAUUAAUUGUGGAAUCGGGGUCACGAUCCUUGUUAUUCUAAGGGCUCAUGGACCUGAGGAACACUGCAGACUGAUCCAAUAAUGAGACGGAUAAUUAGCGAGUCGCCUCGAAUUGGGUCAUUGCAUUUCCCACGAAAUCUGCGCCGAUUCCUAACUAAUUGAGUGUUUCAAAAUCGGAGUUUAAUGAGGAAAAUAGCUUUUAGUAGGUUAACGAACCUUUAUUAAAGUAAAUCAGAAGUUGACUGACUUCUUGACCUUUUAUCGAAUAACUCGUUUACUGAAUUCCCAUCGCCACGUCAUUCUGCGCCCGGCUAUCAUCGUCACUCCUCAAAUGUUUUGGAUCGUCAUCACCCACCAGCCCGAUCGUCUUCGCACUUAGGAACAUGCAAAUGUCUUCCUGCUUGCCACGUCAUUCACUAUUGAUACAUUAGUGCUUCGACCUUUCCAACCGUUCCCCCUCUCUCCUCCUUCUGCUGAAUCAUAAUUGAUUGUUAAACUUCUCACUUCCUUCUAAUUCUGUCUCCACUUAUAUUAAAUGGGACCUCUUUCUCCCUCUUAUUCUUCUUCUUCGUCUCCUGUUUAUUUAUUACAAUCAGUUCUUGCUCCCAUCUCAUCCAAACAGUUUUCUUUCUCGCUGCCGCUUUUCCCUCUUCAUUUUCUCAUCAUAAUACGUUAUCACCAGCUUUCAUUGCGCCGCGUAAUUGAAUUUUUAGGAUUUUUUGCCCCAUUCGUCGCCUUCUUCUUGCCUGCACAAAGUGUAACUGAAGCGGGAGUGUUUAUUCCUUUGAAUCGUCGUCCAAAUGACUCACUUUGUUCGCAGAACUGUCCUUUCCCAUAAAUAAUUCCGCCUGGCCCCACCUCAUUCGAUUCUUUCAGAGAACCUUGCUCCUCAUCCGAGUCCUCCUCUUGCGAGUUCAUCCACCGAUGCUCCAAGUGUUCGAUGGCUUUCCGAACGGACACUCAACUUCAGAAUCACUCCCUCCAACACGUAUUCAAUAAUUUCCACAAGUGUCCCACAUGCGGAGACUCUUUUGAUGAGAACAAUAUAAUGGUGAGAGAGGGAGAAGGAGGAAUUCAUCGAUUUAAUCAAGCUGAUAAGUCUUAUUUCUAGGCGCACAUGUUAGAACACAGUAAAGAAGAAUGCGAAAUGUGCUCGGAGACGUUUCCGUCGAAAGAAUCCUUCCUCACUCAUCUCAACUCGGCACGUCAUCUGCAGCAAGCCAAGAAGCACCUCGAGGCGUCACUGGUCGAUCUAAAUUCUCAGCAGGUAACCAACCAAAUCUAUAGUACGCCAGCUGCCCAAAUGAAAAGAAUUCCUUUGCGUCUCUAGGUCUGCAAUUACAGUACCCAUUAUUGUCGUUUAAUUGAGUUGCUCUGGUCUUUUCUGCUCGCGCCGCUCGAGAAACUAUUACACUUUUGUCGGCUCAUGGAUUUUAUGAAUUGCUUUUUCGCGCCAAGACCUCUUGGAGCCAUAGAGAGCUCAUUGAGCAGCAGUUUGAUGGGCCCUCGGAACGAGUGUGCGAACUCACUCCAUCGCGGCUCCUUCUGGAUUCCCAUCCGAUCCGAAUCUCGCUUUCUUUCGCAUUCUAAUGAUCGUGCUAAUUCUAAAUCAUGAUCGUCUUGUGUUUACAAAUCUGUCCGAAAGUCAACACGAAACUUGUUCAAACCUUUGUCUUGCCGGCCGAAUCCCUCCUCGGGCCCAUGUUAUUUGCUCAUCUCAAUUACCGUACCCAUUAUCAUUGCGCCGCCCGCCCGCCCGCCAAUUUGAAAUGAAUUGAGAAUGACGGCUGCGUUCUGUGUGAUUCGCGCAUUCGCCGUGUUUGUACUAGCCAAAGGCGGUGAGGGGAAGGUGGUAUACGUGUCGGUCGACAAACAAAUACACGCACAAAUUCGUGUGAAAUAGAUGAGGGCAAAUAGGAGAAUAAGAAGAAUAAGAAGACGAAGAAGAAGAAAGAGACGACUGAUCUGGUAAGACGUACGAUGCGUUAAUGCGAACUGUGUUGGCUCACCUUCCUGCGUCUCUCGCUGCAAAUUGUUUCGGUGUGAACACAAAUACAAUCAAACUUGUCAUCAUUCUCCGCAUUACAGUAAUCACACUCGUAAAUGAGGAAUGUUCUUUUCAGGGUGUCGACGGAGAGAAAUCACGGGUGUUCCUGUGCAACGUCUGCAAGCAAUCCUACCCCCAAGCCGCCAAUCUGGACAUCCACAUGAGGUCGAUGAGCCAUCAGAGUCGGAUGAACAGACUCGCGGAGCUGGUGGCGACGGGAGAACUCCAAGGAGACAAACCUAUCUUCGAGCAGCCGGGCAUUCCAGCGCCCACCAUCCAGAGUGUCAUCGAUACGGUAACCCUGAAUCUUCUCACUACCUAUUAAAUAUUUAUUUCCAGACGUCGAAGCAAGCGACCAUGAAUGAUAUCAUGUCUUUGUUAACCAGAAGCGAGUCAGAUGACGUGAAAGAGGAAGUGAAUGGGCUCCAAGUGCUCACCCAAAUCAGAGUGUACGGAGAACAGAAGAUAACUAAUCUCGUGCUCGGACUGGAUGGCAAAAUUGACGUCGUUGCCCAGUUCGAUGAAUCGAAAGCAGCCGAGAUUUCAAGAGUUGAUUGUGCAUCAUGUGGACAGCAGAUAUCAGGAAUACUUGCUCUUAAUCUGCACUACGAAGAAGCCCACUCAUCCAAGAUCCCUUCUGAAGUUCUGAAAAAGUUCGGAGAGAAGGUUCUGGCUGCAAUUGAGGAAAGACUGAGCGCAGAAGGAUCGACGAAGAACGGGUCUCCACAGAGCACAGCAAGCAACGACGACGAGCCGAUGGAGAAGAAGAUGAAGCUGGAGAACGUGGCUGCUGAUAUGGAUAAGAACAUGGCUGCCGCCUCGCAAUUCGCCAUGUUCCAGCAGAUGAUGAACUGCUUCCCGUUCAUGGCUCCUGGCCCGGCGUCCGCUGGAUUCGGGCUCACUCCUGAAAUGCUCAAUCAGCUGAUGAACCCAGCUGCUGCCGCCGCCGCCGCCGCCGCCGCUGUUGCUGCUGCCAACAACUCGCCAGCCAAAAGAGCCCGAACGAGGAUAACAGACGAGCAGUUGAGGGUGCUUCGGUGAGUAGGGAGGGAUUACUGUAGGGGGAGGUGCGGGCGCGAAAUGAAUUGCAAACAAUAGGUCGAAAUGGGCGAGAGACAGCGAAUGAAAUGAGCGCAAACACAGCAAAUCAAUCAAUUGCAGUUCUGGAAAACAUCGAGGAAUUCGCGGGGGACUGAAAUAACUCUCAUUUCCAUUCAUUCGUUUUCAGACAAUAUUUCAAUAUCAACAAUUCGCCGUCAGAAGCGCAGAUCAAGGAGAUGUCGCAGAAAGCGACACUUCCGGAGAAAGUGAUCAAGCACUGGUUCCGGAACACGCUCUUCAAGGUCUGUUUGACGAUUCGCUUGCCCGUUUGUUUGUUAUUAUUAUUAUUAUUACUUGAGAGUAGUGGGACAGGAAAUAGUGGGAACGGCGCACGUCGAGUGGUAAUUAGUCAUCGGAUGAAUACCGAGAGAGCAAACAAGCCAGAAUGAGUUUUGAGGAGGCAAAUUGAAUGUGUUUAAUGUCGGUUGGCCCGAGAACCAUUUAGUUUUGAUUCUAUUUCCGUCGUGACUCAGAUGGGAACGUACGAACGUACAGUUAGUACAACAUGAUACGUUUGACAUAUUGACGGGACCUUGAUGCUUUCAGGAACGGCAGCGGGACAAGGACUCUCCCUACAACUUCAGCGUUCCGCCGCAAAUGGGCAUCGACUUGGAAGUCUACGAGAAGACCGGAGAGGCCAAAGUGGUCAAUCUGAACAAUGAAGGAGUCAAAUCGGAAAUCAGUUCGGCCCGUGCCACGCCAACAAUUCAGACGCCAGUUCCACUUGUGGUCGAAGAGAAGAAGCCGGAGAUAAAGAGAGAGAGCCAGCCGUCUUCCACCUCCUCGUCACAACUGAAUCUGCAAGCGAUGCUCUCUCAAAUGCAAGGCAAUGUGAACUUUUUCGACGCGAACAGCUUCAUGGCGGCCGCAGUCGGAAGCCCGAUUGCCCCGGCUCCUCCCCCGUGCAACACGACCUCCAGCGGUAGACGAGCCAAUCGGACGAGAUUCACCGAUUUCCAACUGAAAACUCUCCAACAAUUCUUCGAUAAACAGGCGUAUCCGAAAGACGACGACUUGGAAUCGUUGAGCAAAAAGCUGCAGCUCAGUCCUCGUGUUAUUGUGGUUUGGUUCCAAAACGCAAGGCAAAAAGCACGGAAGAUUUAUGAGAAUCAGCCGAAUCACGAGAAUUCCGACCGUUUCGUCCGCACUCCGGGAUCCAAUUUUCAGUGCAAACGGUUGGUUUCAUUGAUUCCUUUCUAAAGGUUAUUCUAAUUGUUUUCAGUUGCAAUCAAGUGUUCCAACGGUACUACGAGUUGAUCCAACAUCAGCAGAAGAAGUGCUAUAAAGACGAUGGAGCCGCUCUUGUCAGUGAUAACAAAAGUGUGGAGGAGUCGUUGACGGAAGAAGAGAAGGCGCAGCUUCUCGCCCAGCAGCAGGUCGCUCAGCUCACGAGCGGCCUUGAAAUUCCCCGAAUCCAGCCAUCUGAGCUUCUCAAAAUGUUCGGAGCUUCGCAGAAUUCGAGCAAUGACGUUCUUCUGAAGAUGUGCGAGUCAAUCGGAGUGCCCACUCCCAGCUCUUCGUUUCAAAAAAUGUGCGCUUUCUGUGCUCAAGAGUUCCCGGACAAAUCCGCAAUGAAGGAGCACAUGCAGCAGCAGCACCCGAAUCAGAUGCUUCUGCCCAACUUCCAACUCGACGUGCUCCCAGAUUGCGGUGGACUCGAGGCGCUUCUGCAAGCUGACGGAAAGGAAUCUGCUCUCGAUCUCUCCGGAUCUUCCGUUGACUACCGUGAUUCCCUGUCCACUUCUCCAACAAGAUCGGACGAAGACGUGCUCACGGAAGCUCUCGAUGACUCCACGUUCGCUGCGUUCGGACUUCCCCUGGCCGCUCCUGGCAAUUCGGAGUGCAGGUCGCCUGCCAGCAACAAGCGAUUUCGCACUCAUCUGACGCCGAUGCAAGUUCAAAUGAUGAAGAGUGUGUUCAAUGAAUACAAAACUCCGUCAAUGGCCGAGUGCGAACUGCUCGGGAAGGAAGUGGGACUUCACAAGAGAGUCGUGCAGGUCUGGUUCCAGAAUGCGCGUGCGAAAGAGCGGAAGACCCGAGGAACGGCCGACGAAGACGCCAGAUCGAGUCAAUUGAACUGCGAACUGUGUGACAAGACGUUCACGACUCGUUUGUCCCUCCAAGAUCACCUCUUCACAAACGAUCACAUCUCAAUUCUGAAGAGCAAUCUGAAGAAGGAAGGAGUCUCCGAACUGACAACGGCUUCCGUCACCGAAUGCUCUCCCGAGAAAAAGUGAGUUCAAAUUAUUCUCUUGAUUCUAUGUCAACUAUUCCAGGAUUCCAAAAAUGCCAGUCGGAUUCGAUGUCGCGGGCCUUCCGUUUUUGAACCCUUCGUUUGAGAAUCUACAAUUGUACGGAACUCCGAUCACUUUUUUGCAAGUUCCCGACGAAAUCAAAAAGCAAAUCACCGACGAUAUCAUGGCUGCAAAGACCCGAACAGUCUUCUCUCAGGACGGAUUCACAGCCGAAAAACUUCGAGAAGCGAUUCCGGCAUCUGAAAAACACAACUUCUCCACCAUUCAGAAAGAUGUGAGCUGUUCAUUUCUCAGAUCUGAUUUUCAAAUGUAAUCGUCUACAGGUCGGAUGGGCAUGUCCUGCUUGCACAUUUGUCUUCCAAGAAGAAAAGAAGUUGCGAGAGCAUCAGAAGGCAAUCUGUCAAAACGACAAGGUAGUACUCGAAGUAUUACAUUCCGUUGCAAUAUAAAUUAUAUUUCAGACGUUCACUCUCGUCCAAACGCACUACGCCUGCAAGAGCUGCCACGCGGAGUUCUGUCUCCAGUCCGAGUACCUGUUCCACCUGACCGUGCCCCCUCACUGCUCCUCCUCCUCCACCUCAUCGCCAUAA
Molecule: messenger RNA, 14729 nt
Organism: Caenorhabditis sp. 36 PRJEB53466
Lineage: Eukaryota; Metazoa; Nematoda; Chromadorea; Rhabditida; Rhabditidae
Source: the annotation of a GenBank genome assembly